AUGGGUUCGCAGAGAAGCAGCAGUGGCGAUCUGGAGGAACGCGGCGCCCUCCUCGCGGCGCGAGCGGCAGCAUCGCCGGCCGAGGGCGGCGAGGUCCCGGACAAGGGUCUCGCGGGGGUCAUCGUGCCCAUCAUCAUCAGCGCGAUGGGCGCGUUCGCCUUCGGUUACCAUCUGGGCGUCAUCAACGGACCCCUGGAGGUGCUCGCAGCGGACCUCGGGAUCGCGGGCGACGCGGCCAAAACGGGCAGCAUCGUCUCCACGGUCCUUGCCGGGGCCGCGAUCGGCAGCUUCACCGGCGGGUCUCUCGCCGACUCCCUGGGCCGCAAGAGGGCGCUGAUCGCCAACAGCGUGCCGCUCUUCCUCGGCGCGUUCCUCUGCGCCACCGCGACGUCGCUCAACGUCAUGCUCGCCGGGCGCGCCAUCGCCGGCCUCGGCAUUGGCAUUGCGUCGGCCCUCGUGCCGCUCUUCAUCUCGGAGGUGUCCCCGCCGUCCAUCCGCGGCGCCCUGGGCAGCACGAACCAGCUCUCCAUCUGCCUCGGCAUCCUCGGCGCGCUCGUCAUCAACGUCGUGCUCCCCGCGACGGCGUGGCGCACCAUGAUGGGCGCGGCGAUGGUGCCCGCCGCGGUGCUCGGCCUCGGCAUGCUCCUGCUCUCGCCGGAGUCGCCGCGGUGGCUGCAGCGCAAGGGCCGCGCCGCGGAGGCGGCGCAGGCCGCGGAGAAGCUGUGGGGCUCGGACGCAGCGCUGCAGGGGGGGGAGUCCGGCGCGGGGUCGGACUCGUCGUCCGGGUCGUUCUUCGAGCUGUUCGCCAAGUACCGCAAGGCGACGGUCAUCGGCGGCAUGCUGUUCCUCAUCCAGCAGUUCGGCGGCAUCAACGCGAUCGUGUACUUCUCGUCCGCGGUGUUCAGCAAGGCCGGCGUGGCGUCGGCGACGGCGGCGUCCGCGGCCGUGGGGCUCGUGAACGUGCUCGGCACGGUCGUCGCGGGCGGCCUGAUGGACAAGGCCGGGCGCGUGCAGCUCCUCUCCGGGUCGCUCCUCGGCAUGUCUGCGUGCAUGAUCCUCCAGGCGCUGUCGAUGCAGGUGCCGGCGCUGGCGCCGCUCGCGGCGCCGAUCGCGCUCGUGGGCACGCUGGGGUACGUCCUGGCGUUCGCGCUGGGCGCCGGGCCGUGCCCCGCGCUGCUGUCGUCGGAGAUUUUCCCUGCGCGGGUGCGGGGGUCGGGCGUGGCGUGGUGCAUGGGGGUGCACUGGGUGACGAACUUCGCGAUCGGGCAGUUCUUCCUCGCGGCGGUGCAGGCGUUCGGCGUCCCGGCCGUGUACAUGUUCUUCGCGACGGUGUGCGCGGCCGGGGCUGCGUACGUGCGCGCCUUCGUCAUCGAGACCAAGGGCAAGUCGCUCGAGCAGAUCGAGAUGGCCAUGUCCAGCUGA
Messenger RNA from Pedinophyceae sp. YPF-701, 1422 nucleotides. The record is from the annotation of a GenBank genome assembly. NCBI's taxonomy places the organism in Eukaryota, Viridiplantae, Chlorophyta, Pedinophyceae.